Messenger RNA from Ochotona curzoniae (black-lipped pika), 8461 nucleotides. It is a transcript of the gene KMT2B, whose product is annotated as lysine methyltransferase 2B. The coding region runs from base 1 to 8145 and encodes 2714 amino acids. Gene Ontology annotation, biological process: positive regulation of DNA-templated transcription. Gene Ontology annotation, cellular component: histone methyltransferase complex; nucleus. Lineage: Eukaryota; Metazoa; Chordata; Mammalia; Lagomorpha; Ochotonidae. Gene Ontology annotation, molecular function: histone H3K4 methyltransferase activity; zinc ion binding; protein binding. The record is from RefSeq and is a predicted model, not a curated record. The transcript has 38 exons.
AUGGCGGCGGCGGCGGGCGGCGGCAGUUGCCCCGGGCCUGGCUCCGCGCGGGGCCGCUUCCCCGGCCGGCCGCGGGGCUGCGGCGGGGGAGGGGGGCGCGGCGGACGGGGCAGCGGGGCCGAAAGAGUGCGGGUACCUCUGCGGCGCGGCGGCGGCGCGGCGGGGCCGGGCGGAGCCGAGCCCGGGGAGGACACGGCCCUGCUCCGUUUGCUGGGGCUCCGCCGGGGCCUGCGCCGGCUCCGCCGCCUGUGGGCCGGCCCGCGCCUUCAGCGAGGCCGGGGCCGGGGCCGGGGCCGGGGCUGGGGCCAGAGCCGGGGCUGCGUGCCGGAGGAGGAGAGCAGUGACGGGGAAUCCGACGAUGAGGAGUUUGAGGGUUUUCAUUCAGAUGAAGAUGUGGCCCCAGGUUCGCUGCGCUCUGCGCUCCGAUCGCAGCGAGGUCGAGCCCCUCGAGGUCGGGGCCGCAAGCAUAAGACAGCUCCCCUUCCUGCUCUUCGCCUAGCGGAUGUGACUCCUAACCCCCCUAAGACUCCUGCCCGAAAACGGGGUGAGGAGGGCACAGAACGGAUGGUGCAGGCACUGACUGAACUUCUCCGGCGGGCCCAGGCACCCCCACCCCCCCGGAGCCAGGCCUGUGAGCCCGCCACGCCCCGUCGGUCUCGGGGACGGCCCCCAGGACGGCCUGCUGGUCCCUGCAGGAAGAAGCACCAAGCCGUAGUGGUGGCAGAAGCGGCUGUGACAAUCCCCAAGUCUGAACCCGCACCUCCUGUGGUUCCAAUAAAACAUCGAACUGGCACUUGGAAGUGCAAGGAGGGGCCUGGCCCAGGACCUGGGACCCCCAAGCGUGGAGGACAGUCUGGGCGAGGAGGCCGCGGAGGCAGGGGGCGAGGCCGAGGCGGGCUCCCCCUGGUGAUCAAGUUUGUUUCAAAGGCCAAAAGAGUGAAGAUGGGACAGCUGUCUUUGGGAGUUGAAUCAGGUCAGGGUCAAGGUCAACAUGGGGGAAGCUGGCAGGAUGCCCCCCGAGGAGUUGGAUCUGGACAGAAAAGGGGCUCUUGCUGCAAGAAUCAGGAGCAGAAGCUGGAGGAGGGAGAAGAGGUGAAAGAAGAAAACGUCAAGGAGGAGGGAGAAGAGAAGGAAGAGAGAGCUGUAGCAGAGGAAGAGGUGAUGCUAGCUAAGGAAGAGGGCGAGCUGCCGUUGCCACCCCUGACUCCGCCAGCUCCUCCUCCUUCUCCACCCUUUCCACCCCCUGCAGCAUCUCCAGCCCCCCUUUGUGCCCCACCACCCCCGGUGUCACCCCCACUCCUGCCAUCCCCUCUGCCAGCCCCUGCCCCAGAAGAGCAGGAAGAACCCCCUGCUCCCGUGGUCCCUGCUGCAUGCUCCAGGAAGAGGGGCCGGCCUCCCCUGACUCCCAGCCAGCGGGCAGAGCGGGAGGCUGCCCGGGCAGGACCAGAGGGCACAUCUCCUGCUCCAACCCCCAGCGCCAUCGCAGGAAGCCCUCCAGAAGAUAGUCCUACUGUGGCCCCCAAAAGUACCACCUUCCUGAAGAAUAUCCGGCAGUUUAUUAUGCCUGUGGUGAGUGCCCGCUCCUCCCGGGUCAUCAAGACACCUCGGCGAUUUAUGGAUGAAGACCCACCCAAGCCCCCGAAAGUGGAUAACUCCCCUGUUUUGCGGCCUCCCAUUGCCACUUCCCCUCUUGUUCCCCCGGAACCAGCCCCAGCCCCCUCUCCGCCACGUGCUCCAACUCCCCCAUCUACCCCUAUCCCACUCCCCGAAAAGAGACGGUCCAUCCUAAGAGAACCCACAUUUCGUUGGAUCUCCCUGACGCGAGAGCUUCCCCCACCUCCCCCUGCCCCUCCACCAACCCCAACCCUUGCCCCCACCCUAGCCCCAGCCCCUGCCACCCCCUCCCGGAGGCCCCUGCUCCUUCGGGCACCUCAGUUUACCCCAAGUGAAGCCCACCUGAAAAUUUAUGAGUCGGUGCUUACUACUCCUCCUGGGGCACCCGAAGCCCCUGAGCCAGAGCCGCCUCCUGCCGACGACUCUCCAGCUGAGCCUGAGCCCCGGGCAGUGGGCCGCACCAACCACCUCAGCCUGCCCCGCUUUGCCCCUGUGGCCAGCACUCCUGUAAAGGGCGAGGUGCCCCUUCAAGGGACUUUGGCUCUGAGCAGUGGGCCACAGCUGCAGCCACAGCCACAGGCUCAGCUGCAGCAGCCCCUUCUGGCUUUGCAAACCCAGCUAGUGCCCCAGGCACUACCACCACAGCAGCCACAACUGCAGCCACAAAUACAGCUGCAGCCACCACCUUCACCACAGCAGACCCCACCACUGGAGAAAGCCCGCAUGGGGAGCCUGGCCCCGUUGCCGCUGUCUGGAGUAGAGGAGAAAAUGUUUAGUCUCCUGAAGAGGGCCAAGGUGCAGCUGUUCAAGAUUGACCAACAGCAACAGCAGCAGAAGGUGGCAACCUCAACGCCGCCGAGCCCUGGGGGGCAGAUGGAGGAACUCAUGGGGACAGUCAAGCAGAUCGCAGACAGAGGCUCUGUGCGGUCUGAAGACGAAUCGGUGGAAACUAAGAGAGAGAGACCCUCGGGCCCAGAGUCCCCUGUGCAAGGCCCUCGCAUCAAACACGUCUGCCGUCAUGCCGCGGUGGCCCUGGGUCAGGCCCGGGCCAUGGUGCCUGAGGAUGUCCCCCGCCUCAGUGCCCUCCCUCUCCGGGAUCGGCAGGACCUUACCACAGAGGAUACGUCAUCAGCAUCUGAGACAGAGAGUGUGCCAUCACGGUCUCAGCAGGAAAAAGUGGAACCAGUGGAGCCUGGAGGAGAGCUGGAACCCACCGGGUCUGGAGGGCCGCUGACCCCUACACCCCGGCGCACUCUGCCCUCCCACCAUGGCAAGAAGAUGCGGAUGGCUCGCUGUGGUCACUGUCGGGGCUGCCUGCGUGUGCAGGACUGUGGGUCCUGCGUCAAUUGCCUGGACAAGCCCAAGUUCGGGGGCCCCAACACCAAGAAGCAGUGCUGUGUAUACCGGAAGUGUGACAAGAUAGAGGCUCGGAAGAUGGAGCGGCUGGCUAAAAAAGGCCGGACGAUAGUGAAGACGCUGUUGCCCUGGGAUUCCGAUGAAUCUCCUGAGGCCUCCCCUGGUCCUCCAGGCCCACGCCGGGGGGCGGGAGCUGGGGGGCCCCGGGAGGAGGUGGUGGCCCCCCCAGGGCCCGAGGAGCAGGACUCCCUCCUGCAGCGCAAGUCAGCCCGGCGUUGCGUCAAACAGCGGCCUUCCUAUGAUAUCUUCGAGGAUUCGGAUGACUCGGACCCUGGGGGUCCUCCUGCUCCCCGGCGUCGGACUCCCCGUGAAAAUGAGCUGCCGGUCCCAGAACCUGAGGAACAGAGCCGGCCCCGCAAACCCACGCUACAGCCUGUAUUGCAGCUCAAGGCCCGAAGGCGCCUGGACAAGGAUGGUUUGGCCUCUGGCCCCUUUGCUGCUUUUCCUAAUGGUUGGACUGGAAAACAGAAGUCCCCUGAUGGCGUACACCGGGUCCGUGUGGAUUUCAAGGAAGACUGUGACCUGGAGAACGUGUGGCUGAUGGGUGGCCUAAGUGUGCUCACUUCCGUGCCAGGGGGGCCGCCGAUGGUGUGCUUAUUGUGUGCCAGCAAAGGCCUACACGAGCUGGUGUUCUGCCAAGUUUGCUGUGACCCUUUCCACCCCUUCUGCCUGGAGGAAGCCGAACGGCCCCUGCCCCAGCAUCACGACUCCUGGUGCUGCCGCCGCUGUAAAUUCUGCCACGUCUGUGGACGCAAAGGCCGGCCAUCCAAGCACCUCCUGGAGUGUGAGCGCUGCCGCCAUGCCUAUCACCCAACUUGCCUAGGACCCAGCUACCCAACUCGGGCUGCGCGCAAACGGCGCCACUGGAUCUGCUCAGCCUGCGUACGCUGUAAGAGCUGUGGGGCAACUCCAGGCAAGAACUGGGAUGUCGAGUGGUCUGGAGAUUACAGCCUCUGCCCCAGGUGCACCCAGCUCUAUGAGAAAGGGAACUACUGUCCGAUUUGCACACGCUGCUAUGAAGACAAUGACUAUGAAAGCAAGAUGAUGCAGUGUGCACAGUGUGACCACUGGGUGCACGCCAAGUGCGAGGGGCUCUCAGAUGAAGACUAUGAGAUCCUGUCAGGGCUGCCAGACUCGGUGCUGUACACCUGUGGACCUUGUGCAGGGGCCACACAGCCCCGUUGGAGAGAGGCCCUGAGUGGAGCCCUGCAGGGGGGCCUGCGUCAGGUGCUCCAGGGACUGCUGAGCUCCAAGGUUGCGGUCCCGCUGCUGCUGUGUUCCCAGUGUGGGCAGGAUGGCAAACAGCUACACUCGGGACCCUGUAGUCUGCAAGCUGUGAGUCAGCGCUUUGAGGAAGGCCACUAUAAGUCCGUGCACAGCUUCAUGGAGGACAUGGUGAGCAUCCUGAUGCGACACUCAGAAGAGGGAGAGACCCCCGAGCGCCGGGCUGGAGGCCAAAUGAAGGGACUCCUAUUGAAGCUGCUAGAGUCUGCGUUCGCGUGGUUCGACGCCCAUGACCCCAAGUACUGGCGACGGAGUACCCGACUGCCCAACGGAGUCCUUCCCAAUGCGGUGUUGCCCCCAUCCCUGGACCAUGUGUACGCUCAGUGGAGGCAGCAGGAACUGGAGACCCCAGAGUCAGGCCAGCCUCCAGGGGACCCUUCGGCAGCUUUUCAGGGCAAGGAUCCAACCACUUUCUCACACAUGGAUGACCCCCGUCAGUGUGCGCUCUGCCUCAAGUAUGGGGAUGCAGACUCCAAGGAAGCAGGGCGGCUCCUGUACAUUGGGCAGAAUGAAUGGACACACGUCAAUUGUGCCAUUUGGUCAGCUGAGGUGUUCGAGGAGAAUGAUGGCUCCCUCAAGAACGUGCAUGCUGCUGUGGCUCGAGGACGGCAGAUGCGUUGUGAACUCUGCUUGAAGCCUGGAGCCACGGUGGGCUGCUGCCUUUCCUCCUGCCUCAGCAACUUCCAUUUCAUGUGCGCCCGGGCCAGCUACUGCAUCUUUCAGGAUGACAAGAAAGUUUUCUGCCAGAAACACACAGACCUGCUAGAUGGCAAGGAAAUCGUGACCCCCGAUGGUUUUGAUGUUCUCCGCCGAGUCUAUGUGGACUUUGAGGGCAUCAACUUCAAAAGGAAGUUUUUGACAGGGCUUGAACCUGAUGCCAUCAAUGUGCUCAUUGGCUCCAUCCGCAUUGACUCCCUGGGCACUCUGUCUGAUCUCUCGGACUGCGAGGGACGACUCUUUCCCAUUGGCUACCAGUGCUCCCGCCUGUAUUGGAGCACGGUGGAUGCUCGGAGGCGCUGCUGGUAUCGGUGCCGGAUUCUGGAGUAUCGGCCCUGGGGGCCACGGGAAGAGCCAGCUCACCUGGAGGCAGCUGAGGAGAACCAGACCAUUGUGCACAGCCCCACCCCUUCCUCUGAGCCCCUAGAUCCUGAGGAAUGCCCCCCAGACACAGAUGCCCUUGCCCCUGGAGCGCCUGAGCACCAUUCACCUGUACAGAACCUGGACCCAGUGCUGCGGCCUGAUUCAGGCAGCGCCCCUCCUCCAGCCCCCCGCUCCUUUUCAGGAGCUCGAAUCAAAGUGCCCAACUACUCGCCGUCCCGGAGACCCCUGGGCGGCGUCUCCUUUGGCCCCCUCCCCUCCCCUGGAAGUCCGUCUUCUCUGACCCACCACAUCCCUACAGUGGGAGACCCGGACUUUCCAGCUCCCCCAAGACGCUCCCGUCGGCCCAGUCCCCUGGCUCCCAGGCUGCCGUCAUCACGGCUGGCCUCCCCGCCCCUCAGAACCUCCCCUCCGCUCAGGGUGCCCCCUCCUACCUCAGUCGUAACAGCCCUCACACCUACCUCAGGGGAGCUGGCUCCCCCUGGCCUCGCCCCUUCACCACCCCCGGAAGACCUGGGCCCAGACUUUGAGGACAUGGAGGUGGUGUCAGGACUGAGUGCUGCUGACUUGGACUUUGCGGCCAGCCUGCUGGGGACUGAGCCCUUCCAAGAAGAGAUUGUGGCUGCGGGGACCGUGGGGAGCAGCCAUGGGAUCCCAGGGGACAGCUCAGAGGAGGAGGCCAGCCCCACUACCCACUAUGUCCACUUUCCUGUGACUGUGGUUUCCGGCCCUGCCCUGACUCCCAACUCCCCACUUGGCACUCCCCGCAUUGAACAGCUGGAUGGAGUGGAUGAUGGCACAGACAGUGAGGCUGAGGCCGCCCAGCAGCCUCGGGGGCAGGAGACUCCACCCACAGGGCCAGGAGUGGGCCGAGCUGGGGUCCUCGGAGGGGUAGGGGACAGGUCGCGACCUCCUGAAGAUCUGCCAUCAGAAAUUGUGGAUUUUGUGUUGAAGAACCUAGGGGGCUCUGGAGAGGGGGGUGCUGGUCCCAAAGAGGAGUCCCUCCCCCCAACACCUCCCCUGGCCAAUGGCAGUCAGCCCCCUCAAGGCCUGCCUUCUAGCCCAGCUGACCCCUCCAGGACAUUUGCCUGGCUUCCUGGAACCCCAGGGGUCCGGGUGUUGAGCCUGGGCCCUGCUCCUGAGCCCCCCAAACCUGCCACAUCCAAGAUCAUCCUUGUUAACAAGCUGGGGCAAGUGUUUGUGAAGAUGGCAGGGGAGGGCGAACCUGCCUCUCCUCCAGUGAAGCAGCAGCCUCUGCCCCCUGCCAUUCCCCCCACAGCUCCUGCCUCCUGGACUCUGCCCCCAGGACCCCUGCUGGUGCCAGUGGUAGGGGUAGGAGUGGUCCGCCCUGCCCCUCCCCCUCCUCCCCCUCCUCUGACACUGGUGUUUAGCAGUGGGCCUCCCAGCCCACCCCGCCAGGCCAUCCGCGUCAAGAGGGUAUCCACCUUCUCUGGCCGUUCCCUGCCAGCACCUCCCCCGAGCAAAACCCUCCGGCUGGAUGAAGAUGGAGAAUCCUCCGAGGACAGCCCUCAUGUUCCAGGACUUGGUAGCAGUGGGUUUAGCCGAGUGAGGAUGAAAACACCCACAGUGCGGGAAGUUCUCGACCUGGAUAAUUCUGGGGAGGAAAGCCCUGGGUCCCUCCAGGAACGGUCCCCUUUGCUGCCACUUCCUGACGGUGGCCCUCCACGGGCCCCUGACGGUCCCCCAGACCUGCUGCUUGAGUCCCAGUGGCACCACUACUCAGGUGAGGCUUCGAGCUCUGAGGAAGAACCCCAGUUCCCAGAGGACAAGGAGAACCAAGCCCCCAAACGGGCGGGCCCACAUCUGCGAUUUGAGAUCAGCAGUGAAGAUGGGUUCAGCGUAGAAGCAGAGAGCUUAGAAGGGGCCUGGAGAGCUCUGAUUGAGAAGGUGCAGGAGGCCCGAGGGCAUGCCCGGCUCAGACAUCUGUCUUUCAGUGGAAUGAGUGGGGCUAGGCUCCUGGGUAUCCACCACGAUGCUGUCAUUUUCCUGGCAGAGCAGCUACCAGGGGCCCAGCGCUGCCAGCACUAUAAGUUCCGCUACCACCAGCAAGGAGAGGGUCAGGAGGAACCGCCCCUGAAUCCCCAUGGGGCUGCCCGAGCCGAGGUCUAUCUCCGGAAGUGCACCUUUGACAUGUUCAACUUCCUGGCCUCCCAGCACCGGGUGCUUCCUGAAGGGGCCACCUGUGAUGAGGAAGAGGAUGAAGUACAGCUCAGGUCCACCAGACGUGCCACCAGCCUGGAGCUGCCCAUGGCCAUGCGCUUUCGCCAUCUCAAGAAGACGUCCAAAGAGGCCGUGGGUGUCUACAGAUCAGCCAUCCAUGGGCGAGGCUUAUUCUGUAAGCGCAACAUCGAUGCCGGCGAGAUGGUCAUUGAGUACUCUGGUAUUGUUAUUCGCUCUGUGCUGACUGAUAAGCGGGAAAAGUUCUACGAUGGGAAGGGCAUCGGGUGCUACAUGUUCCGCAUGGAUGACUUUGAUGUGGUGGAUGCCACCAUGCACGGCAAUGCUGCCCGCUUCAUCAACCAUUCCUGCGAGCCCAACUGCUUCUCUCGCGUCAUCCAUGUGGAGGGCCAAAAACACAUCGUAAUCUUUGCACUGCGCCGCAUCCUUCGUGGUGAGGAGCUCACCUAUGACUACAAGUUCCCCAUCGAGGAUGCCAGUAACAAGCUGCCCUGCAACUGUGGCGCCAAGCGCUGUCGUCGGUUCCUUAACUGAGGCCGUGGCUGCCCACCACGACCCCUCAUGCCACCAUCACCCCACAUCUUGCCCCUGGCCUGGGCGCUUCCUGACCCCUCCCCAAGCAUCUCACUCCCAUCCUACUCUUCAGGGUGGAUGUGGGCGUGCAGGUGGCAAGGAGCCUGCCUCCACCCUCCAGCCCUCCCAGCAGUGGUCCCCUUUCUGUCCUGGGGGCCCAGGAUGUAGAUAUUGUACAAAGGUUUCUAAAUCCCUUCUUUUCUAUGCACUUUUUUAUUUAAGAGGGUGGGGUCCCAGGUGGGAACCCCCCACAAUAAAGUCUGUCAAUGUUUGGAAA